UUGUGGAUGUAAAAGAAGCAAAACUGUUUUCCGUUAUAGUGGACGAAACCUCCGACAUCACUCAACGAGAACAAAUGAGCAUUUGUGUCAGGUACGUCAACGAAAAUCUAAAGACCAUCGAGGACUUCAUGGGCUUUUAUUAAAUGGAGACGACCUCUGCCGAGACACUGUCCUGCGCCCUGAACGAUGCCCUUCUCCGGAUGGGCUUGUCCUGGUCCGACUGUCGAGGGCAAUGUUACGACGGGGCCGCGAACAUGUCCGGGUGCAGGUCUGGAGUGCAGGCCCGGGUUAGGGCUCUCCAAGAGGAGGCGAUGUACGUACAUUGCAAUGCGCACACUUUAAACCUCGCCUUUCAAGGCGCAGUGGCUGAGUCUAGCGCAUGUAGAGAUGCCAUGAACACAGUUAAAGAUCUGAAAAAUUCGAUACGAGAGUCACCGAAGCGACAGGCAUGGUUUGAUGCCUUCCGAAAGCCUACCGGCGGCAACAACUUGCGCCCUCUCUGCCCCACUCGCUGGACGAUGCGCGUCAACAGCGUAAUAUCUGUGCUGUCCAAUUACACCUGUUUAGCGAGCUACUUGUCCGAUGUUGCAGACAAGUCACGCGGUGACAUUCGGGACAAAAGUAGUGGUUUUCUGAAUCAGCUUGGGAAGUUCUCGUUCUAUUUCACCCUGUGGGUGUUAAAGGACGUCAUGCAUCCGAUGGAGCAAGUGAAUUCUGAUAUUCAGUCCCCACAGCUGUCACUGGCUGAUGUCAAGGCAAACAUCGACGUCCUAACGAACAGUUUGCUGUCAAAGCGAAAUGAAGGCUACUUCAGUUCGUUCUAUGAAGGAGUCGUCAAGAGCGCUCUGGAGAGCACAGUUGUUGGCGAACCCAAAAUUCCCAAGGCGCGUACCGUUCCACGCAGAUUACAGGAUGGAGGGAACAGCACAGGCGUGCGCACUUACUCGGAUCCAAAGGCAUACUUUCAGAGUUUGUAUUUCCAGGUCCUUGACAGCUACACUGCCUGUCUGAACAACAGGUUCUCGGAGGCUUUCAAACGUGCCCAGCUCACAGAGGAUGCGCUACUGGCAAAAAUAACCGGAGAUACAGGGACUUUGGACUGGGACAGCACGGCCCUCUCCAAAGACGUGGAUGUGGGGCGUUUGGAAGUACAGCUUGAAAUGCUUGGUGACACAUGCAGAGCGCGCCGUCUCACUAUUCGCUCCAUGCACGACCUGAAGGAGUUUUUCGUAUCCGAUGUGGGUUUGAAAGGGCUGUUUACGGAGGUGGUCAAAGCCAUCCAGGUGUUCUACACAUUGCCAGUCACUACAUGCACAGCAGAGAGGUCCUUUAGUGCUUUACGUAGGCUUAAGACCUACCUGCGGAGCACCAUGACCGCUCCGAGGCUGAAUCAUUUGGCUGUUCUGUACACACACAAGGAGCAUACAGACCAGAUUGAUUUGAAAAAAAUUGCCAAUGAAUUUAUCGGCGCUAAUGGCAGAAGGGGCGAGGUUUUUGCGAAGUUUUAGGAGUGGUGGCUUAUCCUAUUAAGUGCGAGAUGGUUUUGUUCCCGAUCAUUUCGAUUUAGGCUACCUGUUAAUUUACGUGGCCAUGAAAGAGAUGUAGGUUAUUGCCCAAGUUUACAA
Engraulis encrasicolus (European anchovy) is the source of this 1625-nucleotide messenger RNA. RefSeq names its product zinc finger MYM-type protein 1-like. The coding region runs from base 144 to 1508 and encodes 454 amino acids. The transcript is spliced from 2 exons. NCBI's taxonomy places the organism in Eukaryota, Metazoa, Chordata, Actinopteri, Clupeiformes, Engraulidae. The record is from RefSeq and is a predicted model, not a curated record. Gene Ontology annotation, molecular function: protein dimerization activity.